ACUGAAACCUAAUGAGACAGUGUCAAUGUUAAUAUACAAUUUUGUUCACACUUAUAUAUCAUCAGAUGCUUACUUACCAUGUAGAGAAUAUUUUGUAGGGUUUUUAGGCUAAAAUUGUUUUAACACAAGUCAUGAUAUAUACUUAAUAAGGUUUUAGAUAAAUGGAAAUAUGUUUCGAUGCAAAAGUAUUAUAUAUGGUAAACUAAAUCAGUCAAUAGUAAAACGAUUUUUUCAAGAAAACUUUAAAAGAUUUACAGAAGAAGAAGCUGCAUAUAAUGGAGUUUUAUUGAGAGUCCAUGAUACCGAAAACUAUGAUAAAGAAAAAUUUUCCACAGACUUAUUAAAACUACUUGAAGUGUGGAAAAGUUCGCAGAAAAGGAGUGCAUUCUUGCAGAUUCCAAUAUCUAUGAGUCAUUGCAUCUCUGUUGCAGCAAAACUAGGCUUUGAAUAUCACCAUGCUACAGGAAAUGUGGCUGUACUUUCCAGUUGGCUAGAAGAACAUACUGAUAGUAAAAUACCAUCAUAUUCUAAUCAUACUGUAGGUGUGGCAGGAGCAUGCUAUAAUGAAUUAACUUCUGAAUUGCUUGUGGUGCAGGAUAAGGGAAUGUAUUCAAAAUGGUGGAAAUUUCCUGGUGGUUAUUCAAACAAAGGAGAGUUUAUAAGUGAAACAGCAAUAAGAGAAAUUAAAGAAGAAACUGGAAUAAUUGCUGAAUUCAAAUCUGUUUUAUCACUACGUCACCUACAUAAUGGUUUAUUUGACCAAUCAGACAUUUACUUUAUAUGCCGACUUCUUCCAAUUACGUACGAUAUCAAACAUUGUACAGAUGAGAUUCAAGAUUGUAGAUGGAUCGAUCUCGAUACUCUUUUACAUAUGACUGAUGCGUCACAAUAUGUGAAACUAGUAUGUAGAUUAAUACUUGAUGGAAAAUCUUGCGACUUUAAAAAUGUAGAUAUCGUUGAAAAUGAGAUGGUAAAUUGGGUCCUCAAGAAGCGAAUGAAACUUUAUCACAGGCCAUUAAACUAAUAUCUUUUUUAUGAGACGCUGGAAAUAUGUGUAUUUUUUAAUAAUAUUAUUGUAUUUAAUUAUCACAGAAACUUUAUCACAUGCUAUUUUAA
Messenger RNA from Hydra vulgaris (swiftwater hydra), 1116 nucleotides. Its product is annotated as nucleoside diphosphate-linked moiety X motif 6. Lineage: Eukaryota; Metazoa; Cnidaria; Hydrozoa; Anthoathecata; Hydridae. The record is from RefSeq and is a predicted model, not a curated record. Gene Ontology annotation, molecular function: NAD binding; ADP-ribose diphosphatase activity; NADH pyrophosphatase activity.